AUGGCCAAGCCAUCUCAACAAAUCGAUCCUCGCCGCGAGCGGAAGCGACUACGGGAUCGGCGCGCCAAGCAAGCCGCCCGUCAACGACUGCAGGACGAGACGACCGCGCUCCAAGUGUCGAUCGCAAGCCUCACCGCGGCGCUCGUUACGAAAAAGGCGGCGGCGCCCAAACACUGUCUCCUUUCGUGGCAGGAGGUGGCUGCCUCACUCCACGCUGCGACCACCAAGAGCUACAAACGAAUGCACGAGCUCCGACGUUGCUCGGCCGAGCACCAUCGACUGGCGCAAGCCUUGUACGCAUGGGUUGCAUCUUUGCACCGCGCACCCGCACGGUCGCCGGCGCUGGCUGCAUGGCGCGUCAUUCAGUUGCCACGGCAUCCCGAUGUGCGUUGUGCAAGGUACCUCUGGCUCGCCGAAUACAUGCUGAAGGCGACCGACAAUCAAGUCGUGAAUGCGUUGUUUCCAGCGCCGCCCGAGGAACUCGUGUGGGCCGAGUGGAGCCUUAUCGGGGGCCGCAUGCUGUCGCAAUUUGUGUUAGACGGGUCGCUUGCCGAGGUAGCCACCGCCGCGUGGUCCUUUAGCCAAGCACUAUCCACCAUCUUGCAUGCCACCCACGGCUGCGUCCACAAUGUGUUUCAUGUGCAAGAAGCCAAGCGCGAAAUUUGCUACAACCACGAAGCGUUUCCGGCGGUCCAGAGCAACGGGCUCUACACGUGCUUUCUCGAGUCGGAGCGCGUCGUGAUGCAAACUAUCGGACGUUUGUUCAAGAGGAAGUGCCGUCGGAACGUUCUUCGCGCCAUCUCAUCGACGCAGUGCGUGCUCCGCGCCGUCGAUGUCUACCAACCGUACGCUUCGUACGAUUCGAUGGAGAGUUAUGCGCGCGUCAUCUGGCCCGAUGUUCUCUCCUCUGUGUGA
Molecule: messenger RNA, 915 nt
Organism: Saprolegnia parasitica CBS 223.65
Lineage: Eukaryota; Oomycota; Saprolegniomycetes; Saprolegniales; Saprolegniaceae
Exons: 4
Coding region: 1-915 (304 amino acids)
Source: RefSeq, a predicted model, not a curated record